Molecule: messenger RNA, 1477 nt
Organism: Entelurus aequoreus (snake pipefish)
Lineage: Eukaryota; Metazoa; Chordata; Actinopteri; Syngnathiformes; Syngnathidae
Gene: htr3b
Product: 5-hydroxytryptamine (serotonin) receptor 3B
Biological process (GO): chemical synaptic transmission; nervous system process; regulation of membrane potential
Cellular component (GO): neuron projection; synapse; postsynaptic membrane
Molecular function (GO): extracellular ligand-gated monoatomic ion channel activity; neurotransmitter receptor activity; transmembrane signaling receptor activity
Source: RefSeq, a predicted model, not a curated record
ACAAGGAGAAUUUUAAUCUUAAUGCCUCUCAUUUGGAUGUUGCUGUUGUCAGGCCAUCUGGCUGAGAGUGUCCCGGAGAAGCCGCAAAGAUCGGCUUUGAAUCAGCUGACCAGAACCCUCCUGAGGAAGUAUGACUGCGGAGUCCGCCCCGUUCACAACUGGACCAGCGCCACCACCGUCUACGUUGACCUCAUCCUACAGUCCAUCCUGGACGUGGACGGAAAAACCCAGACUGUGACCACAAGUAUUUGGUAUAGACAGAUCUGGGCUGAUGAGUUCCUGGUUUGGGACCCGGAUGAAUUUGACGGCAUCAAGGAGAUUUCCCUGUCUUCCGACGCCAUCUGGGUACCCGACAUCAUCGUCAGCGAGUUCGUGGACGAGGGCACGUCCGCGCCCAUCCCGUACGUCUACGUCAACUCCUCGGGCUGGGUGAAGAACUACCGGCCCAUGCAGGUGGUGCUGGCCUGCAGCCUGGAGAUGUACGCCUUCCCCUUCGACAAGCAGAACUGCAGCCUCACCUUCCGCAGCUGGCUCCACUCAGUGAUGGAAAUUGACCUGGCUCUGUGGAGGAGCGCCGAAGACAUCGCUACUGAUCAGAGGGAGUUCAUGAAUGACGGCGAGUGGGAGCUGCUGUCCGUACCGUCACGCUACUGGCGCCUACAACAGGACGGCGCCGACUACGCCCACGUCGGCUUCCAUGUCUUAAUCCGACGGCGCCCCCUGCUGUACGUGGUCGGCCUCCUCAUUCCCAGCAUCUUCCUCAUGAUAGUGGACGUGAUGGGCUUCUACCUCCCCGUGAGCAGCGGCACCCGCGUGGUCUUCAAGAUCAGCACGCUGCUGGGCUACACCGUCUUCCGGGUCAACCUGACGGACGACCUGCCCGCCACCGCGCUCGCCACGCCGCUCAUAGGCAGGGUGACCUCACGUGUCCGCCUCUGAACUCCCUCGAACCCUGAAUCCCCUCUGUGUCAAGGUGUGUUCUUCGCCGUGUGCAUGGCCAUGCUCAUGCUCAGCCUGAUCAAGUCCAUCCUGGUGGUGAAGCUGCUCCACCACGGUGAGAAGGAGGUGCGGGAACUGUCGGUGUCGGCCUGCCUCUUGGACAGGUACGGCCUCACGGAGAGCACUUUGACCUCCACCGGGACCCUCGACCAGCUCAACCCAUCUGGAGAUUACGAGUUAGAGGCCUCGCUGGGGGAGGACCUGGAAUCCCUGGUUGACGUCCCGGACAAUCCCUCCAGCCUGGAGCGGCUCCUCCGGGAGCUGCUUUCCCUGCGCUCGGCCUUUUCCCAGGAGGACGGCGAGUCCUGGUCUCAGGAUGAAUGGCUGGCACUGUGCACCAAACUGGACCGCUUCCUCUUCCGCCUCUACCUGAUGGUGCUGGCCCUCUACGCCGGGACCCUGACGCUGCUCUGGGCCAGCUGGAGCUUCGCCUGACAACACCUUGUGUGCAGCCAUGUCAAGGUUAUUUGAGUAUACC